AUAAGAGGCUUGCUGAGAUGGGCGUAGAAUUUAUUUCUUACAUCUUUUCAAGUCAUUAUUUUUCCAUACUCAUUGAAUUUUACAUUUUGGAAUGGAGGACGCCAUGAGUAGCGUUGCCUUAUAGAGCACCAGAACAGCCUUAAGACACCCUCAACGUUGUGGAUGGAUGGGAUAAAUACACAAGAAAGAAGCCAUUCAAUUUCACUCACCUGCUGGAUUAAGAUUUUAUAUAUUUGACCAUCUUCAGUUUUUCUACUACCUUAAGUUGUUACACAAGUACGUUCCUUAGUAAUCUCCAAGUAGUUUCCACAUUCAUGCCUACAUCUCAGCCUAAGACAAUGCUUAGUGCUGAUGCCUCCUUCAGCUCCAGGCAGGAGCUCCUUGACCUUCAUGGCCUCUCUUUGACCAGAGGUCCCUCUCUGGACACACCCAGCCCUGUGGACUCUCAUCUCACAGACUCAGGACCCAGAAGCGCUGAAACUCCCGUUCAACAAUGCAUUUUCACUGGAGCUUCCACCUUUCCAGAACAGAUUCAUGGGAAGCAAGCGACCCCUUGCACAGAGUCACAGAUUAGAUCAAAUCAAACACCCACAGAGUCGGUUCAACUUUGUGGCUGGGGGGCUCUGACACCCAAAGCUAUCCAAGUCUUCAACACUCCACGCUGGGUGUUGUUUUUUCUGUGUGUGGCCUCUUUCCUCCAAGGGAUGAUCAUAAAUGGCUUGAUCAACACAGUGGUGACAACUAUUGAGAGGCGCUUCGACCUGCGAAGCUACCAAGCGGGUCUCAUCGCCAGCUCCUAUGAUAUAGCAGCAUGCGUUUGUUUAGCCUUUGUCAGCUACUUCGGCGGAACGGGCCACAAGCCUCACUGGCUUGGUUGGGGGGUGCUUCUCAUGGCACUGGGUUCUCUGGUCUUCGCCCUGCCUCACUUCACCACGCCACCUUACCAGGUCAAUCUUCCUGAACAAACUGAAAUAUGCUCUGCCAACCGGACCAGCUCGUGCCAGAACCAAGAAGUUGGGGGAUUGUCCAACUAUCGAUUUGUAUUCAUGCUGGGACAAUUUCUGCAUGGUGUCGGUGCCACACCUCUUUACACCUUGGGAGUCACGUAUCUGGACGAGAAUGUUAAGUCAAGCUACGGGCCUGUUUACACCGGAAUCUUUUAUACUGCAGCCAUUGUGGGUCCAGCAGCAGGUUAUCUGCUCGGGGGUUACUUCCUCAACAUUUACACUGACAUCAACCUCAAGACAAGAAUGACUCCAGAGAACCCUUUGUGGGUUGGUGCUUGGUGGAUUGGCUUCCUUGUCGGAGGAGCAGCAGCAUUGUUGGUGGCCUUUCCCAUCCUGGGCUACCCAAGGCAGCUGCCAGGUUCUCAGGAGCAUAAGGCCAUGCGCGUGUCUGAAGCCCACCAGCUCAAAGAUGGCAGUCAUACCACAGCUUCUGACCCUCAGUUUGGCAAAUCUGUGAAGGACAUGCCAAAAUCUGUACUACUUCUCCUAAAGAAUCCCACCUUCUUGUUUUUGUGCUUGGCUGGUGCUACAGAGGCCACCCUCAUUGCUGGCAUCUCUACAUUUGGUCCAAAAUUCUUGGAGUCUCAAUUCAGUUUCAGUGCAUCUGAAGCUGCCACAUGGUUUGGCUUCAUGGUGGUCCCCGCAGGAGGCGGGGGCACCUUCUUCGGGGGCUAUAUCGUAAAGAAACUGAACCUCCGCUGCCGAGGCAUCAUUCGUUUCUGCAUGAUCUGCGCCAUAGUCAGUCUGAUCGCCAUCUUCAUCUUUCUCUUCCACUGCCCCAAUCCACCCUUGGCCGGCAUCACUGCUCCUUAUCAGUCUGCUCUCAAGAGCCCGAUGGACCAGUUCAAACAGCUUUAUGACCAACCCAAUCGUCUGGGUCCAGGAAACAGCAGCUCUUCUGUACCAGAGGGCUUAAUAGUGGGCUGUAAUGCAGGUUGUGGCUGUGUCGAGGAGCUAUACAACCCAGUGUGUGGUUCUGAUAACAUCAUGUAUUAUUCCCCCUGUCAUGCUGGUUGCACCUCCAUCAACCACACAGAAAACGCUACAGGCAAAAAGGUUUACUCUGAGUGCAGCUGUGUGGAUGUAAAGAACGUCUCCUUGGACCAGAAUGGAAUUGCUACAGCAGGAAAGUGUAGUACCACCUGUCACCAUAUGCCAGCCUUCCUAUCAUUCCUCUUCAUCCUCAUCCUCUUCACCUUCCUCUGUAGCAUCCCGGCGCUCACUGCCACACUCAGGUGCAUGCCAGACAGUCAGAGAUCCUUUGGACUUGGCAUCCAGUGGAUUGUGGUGCGCACAUUAGGUGUCAUCCCGGGACGCAUUGCAUUUGGAUCCAUGAUUGACAUUUCCUGCUUGCUGUGGCAGGAUCAGUGUGGGGAGCAGGGCUCCUGCUACCUCUAUCAAAACUCUGCCAUGAGCCAAUACACACUCCUUGCUGGAGUCAUAUAUAAGUUUUUGGGGGUAAUCUUCUUCAUGCUGGCCAGCAUCCUGUACCAGCCUCCUCCAGAGUCGCCUCAAAGCAGCAAUGGAAGUAGUGACCACGAAACCUGUGACAAGAGCGACUUUCCCGUCGACCUGGCUACAGACGUUGUCAUCGUCAACCCGCAUGCCAGGUUUUGACAACAGAGACCUUCAUCUGCUGAUUCUCGGUGCUUCUUGGAUACCUCCAGCCUUCUCUUAGUCAUAGGGAGAUCCCCUCCAAAACACUCUCGGUUCUUCCUUUACAGUUUGACAUCAACAUCACCUUCAAAGGGGCGAUCGAGUAAAGGGAAAUUAACUAAAAUCACUUAGACACCAAUUUCCUAAUGUAAAGCAUGAAGAAUGCAUGAAUGUUGAGAAGAAUGAAAGUGAAGUCCAUCUCUAAACAUAUUGCCUUUGCUGUUACCAAAUGUUAAAAUGCAUUUCCGCCACCAAA
Corythoichthys intestinalis (scribbled pipefish) is the source of this 2919-nucleotide messenger RNA. RefSeq names its product solute carrier organic anion transporter family member 4A1-like. The record is from RefSeq and is a predicted model, not a curated record. Gene Ontology annotation, biological process: transmembrane transport; sodium-independent organic anion transport. NCBI's taxonomy places the organism in Eukaryota, Metazoa, Chordata, Actinopteri, Syngnathiformes, Syngnathidae. The transcript is spliced from 12 exons. Gene Ontology annotation, molecular function: protein binding. Gene Ontology annotation, cellular component: plasma membrane. Bases 315 to 2624 code for a protein of 769 amino acids.